Molecule: messenger RNA, 666 nt
Organism: Trichobilharzia szidati
Lineage: Eukaryota; Metazoa; Platyhelminthes; Trematoda; Strigeidida; Schistosomatidae
Source: the annotation of a GenBank genome assembly
AUGAAGAUUGUCUACUUGAUCUGGAUUGCAUCGUUGGUCGUCUUUGGAAGUGUUGAAUCACAACCAGACUCAGAUCAGUCAGGAAACACUGAGUCAUAUGUCUACGAUGAACAGUUGACGAACAACCCUCAAUUCGAGUCAGAAACACCAGAAUCACAACCAGACUCAGAUCAGUCAGGAAACACUGAGUCAUAUGUCUACGAUGAACAGUUGACGAACAACCCUCAAUUCGAGUCAGAAACACCAGAAUCACAACCAGACUCAGAUCAGUCAGGAAACACUGAGUCAUAUGUCUACGAUGAACAGUUGACGAACAACCCUCAAUUCGAGUCAGAAACACCAGAUGAAUACAGGAAGGCACUGGAAGAAGAUACCUCUUUUAAUUACAAAGUUCUCGCUAAUAAAGGAUUAUACAAUCAGACGAAAACGCAUAUUUCAAAGAAAUGGGAAAAUCGAAAAACUCUCGAUAUUUUAGAAGACAAAUAUUUUGCGGAAACAUCAAGCAAUUUGAUGAAAGACGAAGUUGAAAUUGAAAUGAUAAAGAAGCAUUUGAAGGAGGCGAAGGAAGCAGUGAAAACAUCCAGAGUUAAGCUUGAAUGGCUGGAAGAGGCAGCAGUCACUGCAACUCAUCAACACAGAGAUAUUUUAAGUACAAUGAAGCAUUGA